AUGGUGUCAAGGUCUGCUAAUCCACCCCGCAAGAGGCUUUGUGUGGAGCAAGCAGGCUACAAGGAAGCGGAGGAUGGAUUUUCGGCCUCCGCAAAACCCGAUUCCUUAGCUCUCAUCUGCUGGAACUGUCAAGGGUUGGGUGGUGACCUGACAGUUCCAAGAAUCCGGGAAUUGAAGAAAUUGGUGUCCCCGGAUAUUCUUUUUCUCAUGGAGACCAAGAACCAAGAUGAGUUUGUUCUAUCUGAACUUGACUUCCUCGACGAUUAUCAGCAUAUCACAGUACCACCCAUUGGUCUUAGUGGCGGCUUAGCGCUCUUCUGGAAGAAAGACUGCUCUCUCACGAUUCUAGAGGCCACUAAGCACUACAUUGAUACUAAAUUGAAGGAACACAGAGCCGAUUUCUGGGAAUCAAUCUCCCUUCUUGGACACAACAGAGAUACUGCAUGGCUGCUUUCAGGAGACUUUAAUGAUAUUUUGGAUAAUGUUGAGAAAUCAGGAGGUCCGGAGCGAUGCGAAGGCUCCUUUAUACCCUUCCGAAGCUUCGUCUCCCAGAAUGGGUUGUGGGACGUAAAGCAUACAGGAAACCCGCUAUCCUGGAGGGGACAACGGUGCACACAUCUUGUCAGAGCUAGGCUGGACCGCUCACUGGCAAAUUGUGCAUGGACUGAUCUGUUCCCGUCAGGUCGUUGUGAUUAUCUCCGUUUUGAGGGCUCUGAUCACCGUCCAGUGAUCAGCUAUCUAGAUACCUCAAAAUCAAAAAGAAGGCGACUGUUCAGAUAUGAUAGAAGCAUCAAGGACUUUCCAGAAGCGAGGAAAGUUAUUGAAGAAGCAUGGCAGAAAGAGGUACCUGAGCAAGUGGAAAACAAGAUAAAGCGGUGCAGGGAUGAGCUGAUUAAGUGGUUUAAAACCAGGAAGAUAAACAGUGCAAAGGUGAUUGUAGACCUGCAAAAGCGACUUGAGGUGACUCUUUCAACUGGUGAACCAUCUCUGGAGGUCAUUAAAGAAAUCACCACGGCUUUGAGUGAGGCGUAUAAAGCGGAGGAAUUGUUUUGGAGGCAGCGCAGUCGGGUUCUUUGGCUGCAAAGUGGGGAUCGAAACAGUGCCUAUUUCCACGCUGUGACUAAAGACAGGAGGUCUUUCAACCGAUUGACAACCAUAGAGGAUGAAGCUGGGGUCCCUUUCCAUGAGGAGGCAGCUAUUGGAGGAGUGUUCGCAAACUACUACACUAAGCGGUUUACUUCAAAUGGGUUCCCAGACUUAUCAGCUGUAGAGGAAGCCAUCACGCAGCGCAUCUCCCCUGAAAUUAACCAGUACCUCAUCUCGAUCCCAACUGACCUGGAAAUUCAUGCUGCAGUCAGAAAUAUCAAUGAGGAUAAAGCGCCAGGCCCUGAUGGGGAAGUCCGCGAAUUCUUCCAAUCUGGGAAAAUGGAUAAAAGGAUCAAUGAGACUCAUAUCUGUCUACUCCCCAAGAUCCCAGGACCAAAAUCCCCCUCAGAGUUUCGGCCUAUAGCGCUCUGUAACGGCCGGGCCAUUACGGACAACAUACUCAUUACACAUGAGUACUUACAUUACCUGAAGAUAUCGGAGGCUACAAAGAGAUGUUCAAUGGUGGUCAAAACUGACAUGAACAAGGCGUACGACCGGAUCGAAUGGGCUUUCCUUGCUGAGGUUCUUCUUAAAAUGGGAUUUGACCCGGUGUGGAUCAAUUGGGUCAUGGAGUGCGUCACUACUGUAUCCUACGCGUAUCUCAUUAAUGGAGGUCCUCAUAGCUGUGUUAUCCCGCACCGUGGACUUCGACAAGGAGACCCGCUGUCGCCCUAUCUUUUUAUUCUCUGUGCAGAAGUUCUCACAGGCCUGUGUGAAAAGGAGCUACAACGAGGAAAGUUCAAAGGGUUGCAGGUCUCACGGAAAAGCCCCUUUGUAAAUCACCUGCUGUUUGCGGAUGACACGGUCUUCUUUAGCAACACAAGUGAUAAAAGUUGUGCCUCUCUUAUGAGGAUCCUAAAGCGUUACGAGGAGUGCUCAGGCCAGUGCAUAAACAUGGCAAAAUCAACGGUCACUUUCUCUUCAAAGACGACGGAAGGGAUAAUGGGGAGAGUGAAAGCGAUGAUAGGAAUUGAUAAAGAAGGUGGCAUGGGUAAAUACCUUGGGUUACCCGAAGCUUUUGGCAGGAAGAAACGGGAUGUGUUUACGGGUCUGGUGGAUAAAAUCCGACAGAGAGCUCAGUCCUGGCCUACAAAAUUCCUCUCUGGAGCAGGAAAACAUGUGAUGCUUCAAACAGUCCUCUCGGCCCUCCCCAAUUACUCAAUGUCCAGUUUUAAAAUCCCAAAAUCACUAUGUAAGCGCAUACAGUCGGUCCUUACUCGAUUUUGGUGGGAUAGUGCCCCAGAUAAGAAGAAGAUGACAUGGGUAGCUUGGGACCAAAUGGCAACGCCUAAGUGUGUGGGAGGAUUAGGGUUUAAACACCUGGAAUCCUUUAAUGACUCCCUGCUGGCGAAAUUGGGAUGGCGCAUUAUGAAUAACCCUGAUGCUCUACUGUCUAGAGUUUUAAAAGGCAAAUAUUUUGCUGAUUGCUCCCUCUUGGAGAGUACACCAAAACAAGCGGCUUCACAUGGUUGGGCAGGAAUAAUGGCUGGAAAAGAAGUCUUAAAGAAAGGGCUGGGCUUCCUGAUUGGAAAUGGCGCGAGCAUUAACGGGUGGUCAGACCCUUGGCUCUCCACUUCACGGCCUCUGUCUCUUAUAGGGCCUCCUACAGAGGCAAAUCAGCACCUUAUGGUUCAAGAUCUACUCCUGCCUGAGUCAAACGAAUGGAACCUACCCCUUGUGCAGCUCCACCUCCCUCAGUAUGAGGAAAUAAUUAGAGAACUGAUUCCAAGUGCUCAAAAACCACCUGAUAAGCUUGUGUGGUUAGGAGACAUUAAGGGCAAGUACACUACUAAAUCUGGCUAUCGUAUGUGCAAUCCCAUCGAGCUCCAACCUAACCAGUGGGGUUUUGCGUGGAUUAAACAUGUAUGGCGCCUAGAUGCUCCAGGGAAGCUGCAACACUUCAUGUGGAGAGCUCUUAAUGAUGCUUUACCGGUGGCAGAGUUACUUCUAAGACGUGGAAUGGAAGUGGCAUCAGCGUGUAAGGUGUGUGGUGACCUCGAAACCAUUGCUCAUGUUCUACUGGAAUGCCCUUUCGCAAGAAGUGUAUGGGAGACUGCCCCCAUUCUUUUUCCUGACUAUCAGGCUCCGCCUCAGGCCCCAAUCCCUCUCCUGCAAUUUAUGACUCUCCUCCCGCAAGAUAGGAAAACUGGCGUGGAGACAAGAGGUGCAGCAUCUCGAAGCCAUGUUGGUUCAGCUUUGAUUGCAGAGACGCUGGCUGUCCGGGAAGCGUUGCAGCAGGCGUCCACUGAAGGGACGGUUUUGAACGAGAUAGCGGGACUUCUGUUUGAAAUUAGUCACCUCAUUCCUCUCUUCUCAACCUUAUCUUUUAUUUUGAUUCCUCGUUCGGCAAACUUUGUAGCUGAUGGUCUUGCCAAGAGUGCUUUGGCUCCUCUUUGUCAUCAAAACAUUGUGUAA
This is a messenger RNA of Raphanus sativus (radish), 3561 nucleotides long. RefSeq lists its product as uncharacterized. The record is from RefSeq and is a predicted model, not a curated record. The transcript is spliced from 7 exons. Gene Ontology annotation, molecular function: catalytic activity. Lineage: Eukaryota; Viridiplantae; Streptophyta; Magnoliopsida; Brassicales; Brassicaceae. Bases 1 to 3561 code for a protein of 1186 amino acids.